Drosophila willistoni is the source of this 901-nucleotide messenger RNA. RefSeq names its product serine protease SP24D. Bases 36 to 812 code for a protein of 258 amino acids. Gene Ontology annotation, molecular function: serine-type endopeptidase activity. The record is from RefSeq and is a predicted model, not a curated record. Lineage: Eukaryota; Metazoa; Arthropoda; Insecta; Diptera; Drosophilidae. The transcript has a single exon. Gene Ontology annotation, biological process: proteolysis.
GCUUGUCCAGUUGCAAAUAAACAAGAAUAUUAGGCAUGUCGAGCUCGGUAUUGCAAAUUUUUGGAGUGCUCUGUGUGGCUGUGCUAGUGGCGCAGGUGGUGCAGUCAGCUCCACCCAAUGGCCGUGUGGUUGGCGGAGAAGAUGCAGUGAACAGUCAGUUCCCCCAUCAAGUAUCAUUGCGUAAUCGUGGCUCGCAUGGUUGCGGUGGAUCUAUUAUUUCACGUAACUACGUUCUCACCGCCGCCCAUUGUGUGACCUAUGCGGAUGAAAAUGGAGAUUAUCAUGCCUCUCCGGCGAGUCAAUUCAGUGUGCGCGCCGGCUCGAAUGAUCGUCUCAGCGGUGGCGUUCUGAAAGACAUCAUAUCGAUUACCGUGCACGAGGAUUAUGGUAACUUUUUGAAUGAUGUCGCCCUGCUGCAGGUGGAAAGCCCGUUCAUCUUUUCGGACAGCAUUAAGGCCAUCUCGCUGCCCAGCCAAAAUACACCCGGCAAUGUCGAUAUCAUCAUCUCUGGCUGGGGUUUGGUUAAACAUCAGGGGGAUCUGCCACGAUACUUGCAAUAUAACACACUGAAAUCGCUGACAUUUAACGAUUGUGAUGAUGCCAUCGGCUGGGGUGUCACCAAUGGACUGUGUCUGGCCCAUGAGGUCGACAAUGGGGCCUGCAAUGGAGAUUCAGGUGGUCCAGCCACCUACAAUGGUGAAUUGGUCGGUGUUGCUGGUUUCGUUGUUGGCGGUUGUGGAAAUUCCUAUCCAGAUGGCUAUGCUCGUGUUCAUUACUUUAAUGACUGGAUCAAAAAGAAUUCAGACGUUUGAAAAAUCAGUUAAUUAUAAAAUAUAAAAACGAUACAAAAAAAAAAAGAAGAAAUCUCGGAUUAUUUUUGAUUGCGGAACCAAUUAGAGAG